Messenger RNA from Anisakis simplex (herring worm), 159 nucleotides. The record is from the annotation of a GenBank genome assembly. Lineage: Eukaryota; Metazoa; Nematoda; Chromadorea; Rhabditida; Anisakidae.
UUGGUAACAGAUGUGACUUUCUGGGGUGAUGUUAUUGUAACGCCAUUGCAAGCGGCCUAUAGCGAUAAAGUUUUUGAACCAAUGUAUGAAGAAGACGGCAAAGAAAAGAGUGCAGCAGCUACCGCGGAAAAAUCCGAGGCGAUGGAUACUCAGAGCUGA